AUGUCUCCUUCCUUAUCGCGUCUCUUCACCUCCCUUCCCAACUUCACCGCUUCGUCUUCUUCUUCUUCUACUCGUCACCAAUAUUCACACUUCCACCCACAACAACUCAAACUCCAAUUCAAACCUCUUUCACCAAAACCCUCAUCUUUCAACAACCGAAACAAUGAAAAACUGACUCAACUCAAUGCGUUUAACGAAGGACUUAACGGAAUCAUUGAAGAAGAGACUUUCAACUCCAUGGAAGAUAAACAAUUCGUGCGUUCCUUUCGUGAAGCGUGGCCUUACCUUUGGGUUUUUCGUGGAAGCACCUUUGUUCUCAUCAUCUCCGGCGAAAUUGUCGCUAGUCCUUACUUUGAUCCCAUUCUCAAGGAUAUAGCUUUUCUUCAUCACCUUGGAAUUCGGUUUGUUCUUGUUCCUGGUACUCAUGUGCAAAUUGACAAGCUUUUGAAAGAGAGAGGGAGCCAGCCUAAGUAUGUUGGGAGAUAUAGAAUAACCGAUGGUCCGUCUCUAGAAGCUGCAAUGGAAGCGGCAGGAGGAAUAAGAUUGAUGAUGGAAGCUAAACUUUCACCUGGACCUUCCAUAUGUAAUAUUCGUAGACACGGUGAUAAUAGUCGGUGGCAUGAUGUUGGUGUCAGUGUUGCAAGUGGUAACUUUCUUGCAGCCAAGAGAAGAGGAGUUGUCGAUGGAAUUGAUUAUGGGUCAACUGGGGAGGUUAAAAAAGUAGAUGUAACCCGCAUGCGUGAGAGACUUGAUGGUGGUUGUAUAGUUAUUUUAACCAACUUGGGCUACUCCAGCUCUGGAGAAGUUUUGAAUUGCAACACCUAUGAAGUGGCAACAGCUUGUGCCUUGGCUAUAGGAGCAGACAAGUUAAUUUGUGUUAUAGAUGGCCCAAUACUUGAUGAGAAUGAACGCCUAAUUCGUUUCUUGCCUCUUGAAGAAGCAGACAUGUUAAUUCGUAAACGGGCUAAGCAAAGUGAAACAGCUGCUACCUAUGUCAAAGCUGUUGACGAAGAAGAAUUGCAUAAAGCAACUUUCCAUAAUGGUGUUGGUUUUGAGAAUGGAGAUGGCUUAGGGAAUAGCGAGCAAGGCUUUGCUAUUGGAGGUCAAGAAAGGCUAAGUCGAAUGAACGGCUACUUGUCAGAAUUGGCUGCUGCAGCUUUUGUUUGCAGAGGCGGGGUUCAAAGAGUGCACUUGUUGGAUGGCACUAUUAGUGGAGUUUUACUGUUGGAAUUGUUUAAAAGAGAUGGAAUGGGAACUAUGGUGGCAAGUGAUCUUUAUGAAGGCACUCGAAUGGCACAGAAAAAAGAUCUUUCUGGAAUAAAACAAAUUAUGCAGCCGUUGCAGGCAUCUGGCGUACUGGUUAAGCGGACUGACAAAGAGUUGCUACAAAUGUUGGAUAAUUUCGUUGUUGUGGAAAGAGAAGGUCAAAUAAUUGCCUGUGGUGGCCUUUUUCCUUACUUUGAGGAGAAAUGUGGAGAGGUUGCUGCUAUUGCAGUAUCUCCUGAUUGUCGUGGCCAAGGACAAGGAGACAAAUUGCUUGAUUAUAUGGAGAAGAAAGCAGCAUUUCUUGGAUUGAAUAGGCUUUUCCUGCUUACAACACGUACAGCAGAUUGGUUUGUGAGGCGUGGAUUUUCAGAAUGUUCAAUUGAUUAUAUUCCUGAAAAGAAGAAGAAAACAAUCAACCUGUCCCGCAAUUCCAAGUAUUAUAUAAAGGAGCUUCUACCAAACAAGAGUGGGAUUACUAUUGGUGCAAACAAAUUUGCUUCAAAUUAG
Messenger RNA from Vicia faba (fava bean), 1773 nucleotides. NCBI's taxonomy places the organism in Eukaryota, Viridiplantae, Streptophyta, Magnoliopsida, Fabales, Fabaceae. The record is from the annotation of a GenBank genome assembly.